UAUGAAAACUCAUUAGCCUCCACAGCAAUGAGUCCUCCUCUGCUCAAGCUGGGUGCUGUUCUGAGUACCAUGGCCAUGAUCUCUAACUGGAUGUCCCAAACGCUCCCGUCACUGGUAGGACUCAAUACCACCAGGCUGUCCACUUCUAAUACUCUAACUCAGAUCAGCCCCAAGGAAGGGUGGCAAGUCUAUAGCUCAGCCCAAGACCCAGAUGGACGGUGUAUUUGCACAGUGGUUGCCCCAGAACAAAACCUCUGCUCCAGAGAUGCCAAAAGCAGGCAGCUCAGACAACUGCUGGAGAAGGUACAGAAUAUGUCCCAGUCCAUUGAAGUUUUAAACCUACGAACUCAAAGGGAUUUCCAGUAUGUUUUGAAAAUGGAAACACAAAUGAAAGGGCUGAAGGCCAAGUUUCGGCAAAUUGAAGAUGACCGGAAGACUUUAAUGACAAAGCAUUUCCAAGAAUUGAAAGAAAAGAUGGAUGAGCUCCUGCCACUAAUACCAGUUCUGGAACAGUACAAAACUGAUGCCAAGUUAAUCACCCAGUUCAAGGAGGAAAUUAGAAAUCUGUCUUCAGUCCUCACUGGGAUCCAAGAGGAAAUUGGUGCCUAUGAUUAUGAGGAACUACAUCAGCGAGUGCUCAAUUUGGAAACCAGGCUUCGAGAUUGCAUGAAGAAACUUACAUGCGGAAAAUUAAUGAAAAUCACUGGCCCUAUAACAGUCAAGACAUCUGGAACCCGUUUUGGAGCCUGGAUGACGGAUCCGUUAGCAUCCGAAAAGAACAAUCGCGUCUGGUACAUGGACAGUUACACCAACAACAAAAUAGUCCGUGAGUACAAAUCAAUAGCAGACUUUGUCAGUGGAGCUGAAUCGAGGACAUACAAUCUCCCUUUCAAAUGGGCAGGAACCAACCACGUGGUCUACAAUGGGUCACUCUACUUUAAUAAAUACCAGAGCAACAUUAUCAUCAAAUACAGCUUUGAUACUGGACGGGUCCUUGCUCAACGUACCCUGGAGUAUGCAGGCUUUCACAAUGUGUACCCGUACACCUGGGGUGGCUUCUCAGAUAUUGACCUGAUGGCAGAUGAAAUUGGCCUUUGGGCUGUCUACGCAACCAACCAGAAUGCAGGCAACAUCGUCAUCAGUCAACUGAACCCAGAUACGUUAGAAGCAACGAAAAGCUGGAGCACUGGCUACCCAAAGAGAAGUGCUGGGGAAUCCUUCAUGAUAUGUGGUACUUUGUACGUCACCAACUCUCACUUAACUGGAGCCAAGGUCUACUACUCGUAUUCCACAAAAACCUCCACCUACGAAUACACAGACAUACCUUUCCAUAAUCAGUACUUUCAUAUAUCCAUGCUUGACUACAAUGCCAGAGAUCGGGCUCUCUAUGCCUGGAAUAACGGACACCAGGUCCUGUUUAAUGUCACGCUUUUCCACAUAAUUAAGACAGAAGAUGACACAUAAACUCAACAUUGGUUUGGCCACCCCCA
Gekko japonicus is the source of this 1490-nucleotide messenger RNA. Its product is annotated as noelin-3. Lineage: Eukaryota; Metazoa; Chordata; Lepidosauria; Squamata; Gekkonidae. Gene Ontology annotation, biological process: signal transduction. The transcript has 6 exons. The coding region runs from base 28 to 1464 and encodes 478 amino acids. The record is from RefSeq and is a predicted model, not a curated record.